AUGUCACACGGCAAUUUGAUGCAGGGAUACAACUGGGAAACUCAGUACGACGAUCCGCAGGUGCAAUUCCCUCGUCCCAUUCCGGACGAAGUUAUCAGCGUUUACGAGGUUUACGUGAAAGAAGAAGGCCCGGAAUCGAAGAACAGUGAUGUACCAGGUGUUUCGGGAUUAGGACUUGUCGCCAAUCAUCAAUUGAGCCAAGAGGAGUGCGUGGACCUGGGAGUGGAUUCUAUAGAUUCUGAAGUGAUCAAUAUCGACAGUACCAUCACGAAACUCGUGGGCAAGGACGCGUUAAGGUACAAAAUUUUCGAGCAAAGUGUUAACACGCCGGACAAGAAUGUGGUUGUAUAUUCACAUCCUGUUGCCGAAAGACCUUCGCCUCCGACUACUCGGCUUAUCGACAAGGAUGAUCCGCGAUCCAGGUUGCAUUUUGUAAAAUAUCUGAAACGCGAUGGAAAGACACUCAAGAUCUGGGAAUGCGGUAUUUGUUCGAAAGAGUUUCGCCAUCAGUACACUCUGAUGAGACAUUUGCCGACUCAUACCGACGAGAGAAACUUUAAAUGCGAGGCUUGCGGCAAGGCUUUCCGACAGUUGUCAACAUUGAGUCAACAUAAAGCUAUACACAGCGAUGCCAGGCCCUAUGUGUGCGAAUUUUGCAAGAAAACAUUUAACAGAGUAUCUACGUUAAUCUCUCAUCGAAAAACACACUCGGAACAUAAACCGCACAAGUGUCACGUGUGCGGUAAAGGAUUCCAUCAAAAAGGCAAUUUGCGAAACCAUGUGUUCACGCACACGAAUGAGCGGCCGUACAAGUGCGAGUUGUGCGGUAAAGGCUUCAAUCAAAUGUCGAAUUUGGUCUGUCACAAGGUAAAAGCGCACGCACACGUCGAUAAAAUGCAAUAUUCAUGCGGAGUCUGCGGAAAGGAGUUCCCGCGACGGUUCGCCUUGCGUUCGCACGAGGAGUACAAGCACGGUAUUAAGUAUCGAAGCACGAACAACGCGCAGUCCGCAGUGAACGAGCCAAAUGCUGGGAAAAGCAAGAACGUUAGGAUCAUUCAGUUAUACAAUGGCGAUCGGCGUCAAACAAGUGAGAGCAAAGAGAAAGAUUAUUUCGGUUCGUCGGAUUUGACGGACAGCAUCGUGAUAAACAAAAUCGAUACGAAAGCGAUGGAAAUAGCGUUGCUUCAGGGUCAAACUCCUUUCGCCCUUUACAAACCCGCGAAAGGUAUACCAGUACUUGUUAAAAUUUCGUCUGCUGCGAAUAAUAAGCAUAUACUUACACCUGCGACUGCCGAUGAUUUGCGAAUGGCAGAAAAAAUAACUUUGAAUCCUACCGAGACUUCAGAUGCUGACGGUAAUAAAGCUGUUCAGGUGAAAGUACCAGUGGUUGCUACUGUGAUGCAGAAUAUCGAACCUGAUGGCAGAUCGACCUUCAUCGUCGAGCCUCCUGGUGCGGAACAGGAGCAAGAUGAUCUGGUGACAGCAUUGGAUACGCAGUUCUCUCCUUCCGUGCUCAAUCGCAACGAACCGGACCGGCAAAAUGGCCUGAACUCAACUACGUCGAUAGACGAGUGUAACGAGUUACUGGAACUAGCCGCGCAAGGUGGAAUACAGUUUGUUCGCGCCACGGAGGAUGGUCGUUACGAGGUCAUGACGAACAGCGAGGCUCGCGACUUAAUGGCGCAGAAUUCCCACGACGUAACGAUUCUUGACGGUGAACAGGCGGAUGCCAUCAAUCUCGUGAAUAUACGCAAUAAUAGUGAUGUCAUCAUCGGCGACAACGAUAAUCAGAUCAUGGUGCUGGAAUCCGGCCAAAAGUCCAGUGGUAUGUCAAUGGACGACAUCGAAGUUCUUGAGGAUAAAGAUAUUAGAAUUCUCGAUAGUAAAAGCCUCGACGAUCGUUUCGCGGAUGGCAUGUCAUUUCUUUCCCAGACCAAAAUCGACGAUCUCCUGCUGGGUCCCAAAUCGCUGCCUAUCGAUGGCGAUGGCGCUCUUGCCGGGCACGACGAUGUAAUGACUGUGACAUCGAGUCAACAAGAUCUAACGAGCAUUUUGGGUCAUUCGUCAAAUCUAUCUACCAAUUCGCAAUCCUCGUUAUCAUCUCUAUUCAUGAAGAACCAUACGCCAUUGUCGUUGUUGAGCGAGACACUACCGUACCUAAAGAGCAAUCAGAGCCUCGCAGAAGAUCUAAAUAUUCUUGGUGUCUCCCCCAUGGAAGAUCAUCAUUCGGAAUACGAUCCGAAGAUGAAAUUAUCGUCAGUCUUCGAUGACGAUUGCGAUACUGGAUUAAUGGCUUUUGGUCAAUCAGACAUGAAAAUGCUCGACCCCGGAAGUCAGUGCAUGAAGUCUUUCAGUGACAAAUUUUGUUUGCCACCCCCGAAGCUAUAUCCCGGCCUAAAUGAGGUAAAGAUCUUGGGACCGAAAAAUCACAGUCAUGAGUUUAUGGCUCCACAUUAUCAAGAUACUAGAUUCCUUAGUCCUUACGAACAGUUCCUCAAGAAUACUUCCAUGCAAAAUGUUUGUGUACCUAAUAUCAUCGACGCAUCGGAAGGAUGUAAAAAGGAGGUGAAAAUACUCGGUAAAAGACUCGGUACUGGAAUUAUUACUACGACUGAGGAAGGUGACAUCGUCAAAGUUAUUGAUGACAAACCUAAAUUUGAAAAUACAUUGGAUCUCUGCGAUAACGUUUUGCAACAGUGUACGACCAUGUCGCCUAGACGAUUGCACCGGCAGCCACCGAUAGAAAAUGACGCGGACAACUUUUUGCUUCAAGCUGGCAGUCCCUGUUCGGAUUUUCUGAAUUUCGGUAAUCGCCUCGCCGGUAAAGAUUUGUCGCCCGACGGUCACAUUGAUAGAAGUCAGAAGGAUGAUCGCGGAGAUAGUUUCACGUCCGGAGAAAUGCUGGAUCUGGAUUGA
Atta colombica is the source of this 2916-nucleotide messenger RNA. RefSeq lists its product as uncharacterized. The transcript has 17 exons. Lineage: Eukaryota; Metazoa; Arthropoda; Insecta; Hymenoptera; Formicidae. Gene Ontology annotation, biological process: regulation of transcription by RNA polymerase II. Gene Ontology annotation, molecular function: RNA polymerase II cis-regulatory region sequence-specific DNA binding; DNA-binding transcription factor activity. Bases 1 to 2916 code for a protein of 971 amino acids. The record is from RefSeq and is a predicted model, not a curated record.